AUGGAUUACCUUGCACGUAUAUUAUGCGAUGUGGAUGAAAUACAAGUAUUCGAUUAUUCAUUGAAUAGCACAGUGCCACAUAUAACAAAUUGUGCUGAAUCAUCAAUCCUUGUCAUUACACCAUUAAUAUUUUUGAUCAUAUUUAGUCCACUUAUUCUAUAUGACCUCAAGAAAAGUCGACAUCCUCCAUUAGAACUCUAUUCACCAACAGUUGCUCGAAUAAUUCUGUGUUUCUUGUUGGUAAUGAAUCGUCUAACUGCAACAAUAAUCAAUCUGAUAACAUGGUUUCGGACACCGUUAACAUAUCAACCGUAUAGCAUCAUGUCAUGUUGCUGGCAAACGGUAACGUAUUGCGUAUGUUUGCUGUUACUGAUUGCCUAUCGUAAUCGUGGCUUAGUGACUUCCGGCGUUUUGUUCAACUUUUGGCUUCUUACUGCAAUUUGUGCAUUUCCAGAACUUAGACGUCGAGCUGCUUAUGCUGAAGAUUUUACCGGCAUUCAGGAUAAAAAUGAAGUCUCAGUGAAAUAUGUAUUGUAUAUAAUCUACUACGCAUUCAUAUUGUUCGAAGUAUUCUUGUCAUGUUUUGCUGAUAAACCAAGAUAUUGGUUGAAAGAUGAAAAACUUUGUCCAGAAGAUAAUUGUUCCUAUCUGAAUAAAAUCACAUUUAACUGGUUUCACAGCUUGGCAGCACGUGGUUUUCGUAGACCGCUCGAAGUUAAUGAUUUAUGGCGAUUACGACUACAUGAAGAAAGUGAAAAUUUGAUGAAAAAGUUCAAGCGUUAUUGGUUACCAGCGGUUAAUGCUUACUAUAAAAAGAAGCGAGCAGCGGAACAAUCAAUUUCACUUAAGAAACUUAGUCCAAAAACACAGCCAUCAUUACUGUGGGCGCUUGCGAAAACAUAUCGCUGGACCAUUUUGUCUGGCGCUGCAAUGAAAUUUGUAUUUGACGUAUUAAAUUUCGUCAGCCCGCAACUUCUCAGUGCAUUAAUAUCGUAUAUCGAAGAUAUGAAGCGACCGUUAUGGAUGGGUAUUGCUAUAUCAUUUGCCAUGUUUGCUGUUGCACUCGUUCAGUCAAUGAUUCUGCAUCAGUAUUUUCACAAAAUGUUCAUGUUAGGUAUUAAUGUACGUUCUGUGCUGACAAACUCUGUAUAUGUCAAGGCGUUAAUGUUAUCUAACUCUGCUCGGAAAAAUCGUACUGUUGGUGAAAUUGUAAAUUUGAUGUCUGUGGAUGUCCAACGUUUUCAAGAUAUCGCCAGUUUUAUUAUGCUUUUUUGGUCUGCUCCAUUUCAAAUACUGCUUGCAAUUUACUUUCUGUGGCGAUUGCUUGGAAUAGCAGUUGUUGCCGGUCUCACCGUACUUUUCGCAACAAUUCCCUUAACUUCAUAUAUUUCUCUACGAAUGAAAAACUGUCAAGGAAGACAAAUGAAACUGCGAGAUGAACGUUUGAAAUUCAUGUCAGAAAUUUUAAAUGGAAUUCGAAUAAUCAAAUUUUAUGCUUGGGAGAAAAGCAUGCAAAAACUGGUUUUGGAAAUUCGCGAGAAAGAGAUUGCUGUACUACGCGAAAUUGCGCUUUAUAAUGCUGCAAUAUCGUUAACUUGGUCAUGUGCGCCAUUUCUUGUUGCUGUUGUCACGUUUGGCUUAUAUGUGAAAAUUGAUCCACAGCACAACCAACUUACACCUCAGGUUACAUUCGUUGGCCUUUCACUUUUCAACUUGAUCCGUUUCCCAAUGACAAUCUUUCCAUUAAUAUUCAGUCAGGGGACGCAAUGUUCGGUUAGCAAUACCAGGCUGAAGUCAUUUCUGUCGGAUGAUGAAAUGCAGCUUUCUGUAGUAGAUCGAAUCUCUUCAGGCGAUUAUGCCUUGUCGAUACAGAGUGGUAAUUUUUCUUGGGACAAUAAUAAAGUGACAUUGAAUAAUAUCAAUUUAAAAAUCAAAAAAGGCGAGCUUGUUGCUAUUGUUGGGAAAGUCGGCAGUGGUAAAAGUAGCUUGCUUUCUGCUGUCUUAGGCGAAAUGGAUAAAUUGAACGGUAAUGUGGAUGUUGUUGGGUCGAUUGCUUAUGCCCCGCAACAGCCGUGGAUCCAGAAUUUGUCGUUGAUGGAUAAUAUUUUGUUUGGCACACCUUUCGAUCCUCAACGGUAUGAAACAGUGCUUGAUGCAUGUGCGCUGAAACCAGAUCUCGCAACAUUACCAGCUGGUGAUCAGACUGAAAUUGGUGAAAAGGGCAUUAAUUUGAGUGGGGGUCAGAAACAUCGCGUAAGUUUGGCACGUGCAGUAUACGCCAAUUCAGACAUUAUUCUUUUGGAUGAUCCGUUGUCAGCUGUUGAUGCUCACGUUGGACGACACACAUUCACCCGUGUCAUCUCAUCUCAAACUGGCUUAUUAGCCAAGAAAACGCGUAUUUUGGUAACACACGGACUACAUUACUUGAAGUAUUGCGAUCGAAUUGUCGUCAUGAAUGAUGGUAAAAUUACCGAAGUGGGCACAUUUCAAGAAUUAGUUCAAGCACAAAAACAUUUCGCAGAAUUUCUGGAAGAUUUUCUUAUGAACAAAGUUAAACAAUGCAAGCAGGCACAAGAUGAAGGAGACUCAGAAGAAAUGGAAGAACUACUAAAAGAUUUGCAAGUUUUGAAUCCGGAACAACGCAAACAUUUGGAAAGUUUUAGUGGGACAAGGCAACACACAGAUAGUACUUUAACAGUUGCAUCAUCUAUCAAACACAUAUCUUCGCGAGACAACUUACCAGCCGAACAACAGGAUGGUACCACCGAACAGGAUGUUGCAGCGAAAAAGAUCGAUAGUAAUUUAAUAAAAAUCGAGAUUGGUGAAAAGGCAGAUGGUAUUGCAUUGUCUGCACAAACGGCUAAUAAACCAGCUAUAGCAAGCAAUGAUGAACGUUCAAAAUUAAUUGAAAAGGAAGGCGUUGAAGUUGGAAAGGUGAAAUUUGCAGUGUAUCUUUUGUAUCUUCACGCUAUUGGUUAUGGCACAACAGCAGUCUUUGUUUCGAUUUAUAUUUUUUCAUCUGUGCUUGGUGUUUCAUCCAAUUUAUGGUUAGCCAAUUGGUCUGAUCAUGCCAACAAAGGAAACAUCACGGCAGAAGAAAACGACACAAAUUGGCGUUUAGGAAUUUACGCAACACUCGGCUUGGGACAAGCCGCAAUGGUUUGUACUGGUUCAAUUACAAUGGCAUAUGGAAUGGUUUUUGCGAGUCGAAAAUUGCACGAAGGAAUACUGCGAAAUAUUAUGCAUUUACCAAUGGCAUUUUUCGACAUAACUCCGCUCGGACGCAUUGUGAACCGUUUUGGGAAGGAUAUAGUAACGGUGGAUAUUGAAAUACCAAAAUCUAUUGAUGAUCUUCUUGAUGAUUGUCAAAUUCUUGUUGCCAUUUUAAUUCUUAUUGUUUUCAUAUAUCCUCACUCAUUUUGGGUUUUUAUCACAUGCGCUUUCUUCAAUUUCUUCAUUCUGCGUUUCUACAUUUCAACAUCACGUCAAUUAAAACGUCUGGAAUCUACCGCUCGAUCUCCUAUUUACUCGCAUUUUCAAGAAUCGAUCCAAGGAUCAGCUUCAAUUAGAGCAUAUCGAUGUAUGAAUCGUUUUAUCCAUGAAUCUCAAGAUCGUCUUGAUAAGAAUAUUGUUAUACAAUAUCAUUCAUUGGUUGCUAACAGAUGGUUAGCAGUACGCUUAGAACUUGUCGGUAAUCUUAUUGUGUUCUGCUCGGCUUUAUUUGCUGUAUUUUAUAGAGAGAGUGGUUCAGUAACAGCUGGUUUAGUUGGAUUAUCCGUUGCAUAUGCUCUUAGUAUAACACAAACUCUAAAUUGGGCCGUACGUAUGGCUAGCGAAUUGGAAACCAAUGUUGUUGCUGUUGAACGUCUGAGAGAAUACACCGAUCUACCGACUGAGGGUUUAGCGAGUGAAAACUUAGCGCAUACGCCACGACGAGAUUGGCCAAGUAAAGGAGAAAUUAUUUUCGAGAAGUUGAAAAUACGAUAUCGCGAUAAUUUGGAAUUUGUUUUGAAAGGAAUCAGUGCAACUAUUCAUCCAGCUGAAAAAAUUGGAAUUGUUGGCAGAACCGGUGCAGGUAAAAGUUCUCUCACACUUGCUUUGUUCCGUAUUAUUGAGGCAGAUUCAGGUCGAAUAUUAAUCGAUGGUGAAGAUAUAUCGAAAAUAUCUCUGGAUAAUCUUCGCUCAAAAUUAACAAUUGUUCCACAGGAUCCUGUUGUGUUUUCUGGAACGUUACGCAUGAAUUUGGAUCCAUUCGGCCAUUUUGAUGAUGCCUUAUUAUGGAAUGCACUUCGAACGGCUCAUCUGGAUUCGUUGGUGCAUUCAUUUCCAAACAAACUGGAACAUAAAUUAAGUGAAGGUGGUGAAAAUAUUAGUGUUGGACAAAGGCAACUGCUUUGUUUAGCUCGAGCAGUAUUGCGAAUGAGUCAGAUUUUGAUUCUGGAUGAAGCAGCAGCGUCUGUUGAUAUGGAAACGGAUGCGCUAAUCCAGAAAACAAUUCGCGAGCGAUUCUCACAUUGUACAGUGCUUACAAUUGCUCACCGUUUACAUACAGUAAUGGAUAGUGACAGGAUUUUGGUACUUGAAAAUGGUUACAUUCGUGAAUUCGACACACCAAGAAAGUUAUUGGAUGACCCGGAUUCAUUAUUUCGUGCAAUGAUGAAAGAAUCUGGAUUGUUGCCUACCAAAGAACAUUGA
Messenger RNA from Brugia malayi, 4695 nucleotides. Its product is annotated as multidrug resistance related protein 1, putative. Lineage: Eukaryota; Metazoa; Nematoda; Chromadorea; Rhabditida; Onchocercidae. The record is from RefSeq and is a predicted model, not a curated record. Gene Ontology annotation, molecular function: ATP binding; ABC-type transporter activity; ATP hydrolysis activity. Bases 1 to 4695 code for a protein of 1564 amino acids. Gene Ontology annotation, cellular component: membrane. The transcript is spliced from 33 exons. Gene Ontology annotation, biological process: transmembrane transport.